CAAUUACAACUAGAGCCCGACACCGAGGCCUACAAACUGUGGAAAGACAUCCCUUUACCCAUAUAUCAAAAGUUUUACUUUUUUAACGUCACGAAUGGGGCGGACAUCGAGCGUAUGGGCGCCAAACCGGUGUUGGUCGAGAUGGGACCGUACGUGUACGCCAGCAAAUGGCGCAAAAAGCACCUUGUUCAUCACGACAACGGCACCGUCUCCUACCGGGAGCACAAAGUCUACCACUUUGUGCCUGAGAUGAGUGUCGGCAACGACACCGACAUUGUAACCUCACUAAACGGUCCGCUGGCCGUAACGCUAAGCCUAUUACAAAACGCUCCGUCGGCCGUACGGGUUGUGGUGGGUCUGGCGCUGGACGCCGUCACAGAGGGUUUCUUCAUCCGCCGCUCAGUCCGACAGCUGCUCUUCGAGGGCUAUCCCGAUGUGUUGACCACUUUCGGACCCCUAUUGAACCCGAAGAUACCCAGCAAUAACAACGGCCGGUUCGGGUGGCUCUACCACCGAAACAACACCGACGAGGGUGUGUUCACUGUGCACACCGGCGCCGAGGGUAUGGAUCAGCUCAAUGUAAUUGAUUCGUUUCGGGGCAAAACGCGACUCGACUACUGGCGCAACGGCUCCGACUGUAACUCAAUCGACGGCUCGACAAACGCCCAGAUGUUUCCGCCGCCGGGAGAGGACACCUCCCGGAGUCUGUACUUAUUUCACCCGGACUUCUGUCGGCGUUGGAAACUGAACUUCAAGACACGGCACUCGAAACGGGGAAUACCGGUCUAUCGGUACGUACCGGACGACAGUCUAUUCAAAAACGCCGACGACUACCCGCCCAACUCGUGUUACAUCAGUCGACUGCCGGCCACAGCCAACCCAUCGCUGUUGGGCAUCGGCCGGUCGCAGACCAACUACUCGAAGCACCAACGUAAAAUACGUUUUGUAUCAGGGGUGUUCGAUAUGAGCGCCUGCAAGUACGGCGCGCCGGUACUCAUGUCGUACCCGCACUUUCUGGGCGGUGACCCCAUCUAUACCCGUGCUGUACAGGGACUCAAACCAGACGCCCGGCGCCACGCUUUCUACCUGGACGUGGAGCCGACCACCGGGUCGAGCAUGGGUUCGGCCGCCCGCGUUCAGAUCAACGUGUUCAUUAACAAACCACCUGGCUUGUUUCGCUAUAGAAAUGUGCCCGAGAUUGUUUUCCCCGUUUUCUGGCAAGAGAUGGGCGCCAAUGUGUCGGCAGCGAUGGCUGAGCGCAUGCAAUGGGCGCUCCGACAGCCGACCCUUAUCUCUGCCGUGUCCUCCGUUUCAAUGCUAUUCAUUGGCUUUCUAUUGGUUUUCGCUUCGCUUUUGUUUCCGUUUUAUAAUUAUUAUCUCAAACACAGCGGCCGUAAAAAAGAGACCGGAAGUGUUGUCUACACCGAUAAGUGCAACGCCAAUAAUACUCAGAUGGAUAAGAUAAUGUCGGCAACGGAUCCAAAUGCACCGCCGAUUGAUGAACAGGGAGUCGAUAACAAAGCCAUGGAUCCAAACUAAUGCCCAAACAAUGACAUGAUUUUUCUGUGAUAUUUCUGUGUA
This is a messenger RNA of Medioppia subpectinata, 1581 nucleotides long. The record is from the annotation of a GenBank genome assembly. Lineage: Eukaryota; Metazoa; Arthropoda; Arachnida; Sarcoptiformes; Oppiidae.